AUGUCGUCCGAGCUUGAAGUAUUGAAACAGCGUAUCAUUGAACUUGAGGCAGAGAAUGCCGAGAUUCCUGAACUUAGAAAGAAACUUGCCGAGAUUCCUGAACUUAGAAAGAAGCUUGCUGAGGUUGAAGCCAGGAAUGUCGAGAUUGAGGCCAGAAAUGCGGAGCUUAUGAAGCAGAUGAUAGAAGAGAAUAACCGACGUGAUGCUAGAAUUGAUAAAUUGGAAGAAAAACAGUUGCAAAAUGAUAAUACUCCUAAUAAUAUCUUAUCUAACUUCAAUUCGGGUGUGGUCCAUCAUGAAAAACCGUUAGAGGAGAAAGAGAUGGAUAAUUUCUUGCUUGAGGCUCAUAAGAAAAUCGUUAGUAGUGAAAUAAAGCAACGCAAUAAGGAAAAGAAGCUUCUUACUGAAAGCAUGACAUCUUCGGAACAAGAGGUUGCGAAGCAAUCAGGCCAAAAUAGUCAUAAGAAAAAGGGUACUGAGAAAAUUGUUCAGGUGAUAACUGAUGGUAUGAUGGCAGAGCCAUCCAUUCAGGAUAAUAUAAAGCAUCAAGAGUCGAAUUCCUCCAAUUCAAAAGCAUUGCAUAUGACUGAAAUUUCAGCGACGGCCCGUCGCCCAAAUUGUUCUUCAUCUCUGCUCGAUUUAGCGAAGCUAUUUGAUAAAGCAACAGAUGCCGAAUAUCGCACUAAAAAAGCCAACGAGGAAGAAAUCUUAUGCUGGGUUAACUUUGGGAAAGAAUUCAUGGUUCACUUUAGUGAACUCGUGGAAAAUAGCAAUGGUAAAAUUGGAGAGAAAAAAGCAAAAGGUAUAAUUUAUGAUGAGAUGUUAGAACACCUUGUCACCAUUCGUGAGAAGAGAUCAAAAGAAAUGGGUAUACAGCUUCCAAAAAUCUCCCGUAGUUCUCUAACUAGAAGGACUCAAAGGUCUAUGAAGCUUGUUAGAAUAAUCGAGAAAAUAGGUAUAGAUAAAUUUAAGUAUCUUAGUGAAUAUAGUCCCAAUUCCAUUUCAGAGUUGACUAACGAUCAAAUUCAAGAGAUCAUAGAGGCCUCAGAGAGGCGGGAUAAUUCUGCAGAGCAGGAUGAUUUUCCAACUCCUGAAAUUUCAGCCGGAAAUCUUGAGACUAGCGAAAAAAUCUUGCCUGAAGAAAAUACAUCCUUAUCAGCCGAUUUGAAGGAUUAUAUAAAAACGCUCACGGGGGCUUUUGUCGAUGAGACCGCUUAUUGGGGUACACCAUACGAGAAUGAAGCUAGGGUAGCGGAAGAAAUGAAUGAAGAGGUUGCUUCACAAUCAAGGGAAGAAACAGACGAAAGUAGGUCAGACAAUGACUCCGAUUCUAAUGAUUCUGAAGAAGAGAUGCCGGACGAUUCGGAUGAUGAUGGAUAUAGUGGAUAUGGUGGAUAUAAUGAAUAUGGUGAACGUGAUAGAGGUUAUUAUUAUCGUGAUGGAGGUUAUGAAAGGAAAACCUCACCAAUGAUGAGUCCUAUUAUCUCACCGGUAACCGCCUAGAAGAAUU
Messenger RNA from Rhizophagus irregularis DAOM 181602=DAOM 197198, 1510 nucleotides. RefSeq lists its product as uncharacterized. NCBI's taxonomy places the organism in Eukaryota, Fungi, Glomeromycota, Glomeromycetes, Glomerales, Glomeraceae. The record is from RefSeq and is a predicted model, not a curated record.